AUGGCGUCACCAUGUUGCUACAGCAAGCCUCAACCCCUCUACAGUUUCAUCGAUCCAUCCGGUGUUCAUAAUUCUUGGGACGAUCACUUCUUCACCAGAGUGGGCCCAGCACCCGGCCGCCAAUGGCAGCGCGUAUACUACUCCCAGAUGCCUGACUGGGAGCUGAAGCUUAUGAGAAAGCGAAAUCCAGAAAAGCCCAAAUUCCUUAUUGAGCACAUCAGACGAGAUAAAGGGCACUUAGAAGGCUCCUCACGCGAGAUGGCUUUGCUGGACAAACACCCCCAUCUACUUCCCUUUGUUAAGAGGUGCGAUGUACACGAUCUGCCGGAUAACUCACCAUGGAGCAGCCAGAACUAUGCUCAGAGAGCAAGAGGCCGCUACUGCGUCCACGAGCGUGCUGCUCCUGGUUACCAGCCUGGAGGCCGGCCCCAGGAAGUGGAUAAUAAGACCUCGAAAGGUUUGUGGCUCACACAGCGCAGGCCCUCUGUGUCUUCUGCUUCUCUCAGCCACGGGCGCUCGAACGCCGUGGAUGAGCUGCCAGCAAGGGAGGCGCCUUCCACGCCAGAGGCCAGACUUUCCAACCUGACUAGGAUCGAUUAUACACCUAAAUACAACGGUACCCAACCCAGGAUGCCCGAACGUGCCGUUAUCACCAGCAUCGGCCAAGCGAUCGGAGAUUGGUGGGCGAAGACGACGAGUUCUCUGCUCCGAGAAAACGAACCUCCCGAAUCCAUCGCGUCUCCCCCGGAUCCAAGCCCAAGCCCAAGCUCAAGCUCCAACUUCCUCACCAGAAGCCGCGCCGACCACUACGUCUCUCAGGCGCUCCAGAACCCACCAGACCUACGAGUCCUUCGGGUCCAGCUCCCCACCCAGAUGGAGCAAGACGCUCGCACCUUCGACGCCGACGCGGAACAGCUGCGUCGCAUGUGGCUCCCCGUCGAGCCGCAGCCUCGCGUCGACCCCCGGACGUUCGGCGGCGCCUACAACUUGGCAGGGACGCCAGGAGAUGUAGCCAGGGCCGCACAAGCGCCCCCGCAAACUCGCUCGAGUACCUCCCAUAACUCGCUCAAUUCAUCAUCGGUGCCAAUCCGAGCGCAUGCCGUGUCGGAUAUCGAGCUUGCUGCCUUCCAGGAGUGGCUGCGGCGCUGGAGAGAGGGGGAGAGUUGA
Molecule: messenger RNA, 1167 nt
Organism: Drepanopeziza brunnea f. sp. 'multigermtubi' MB_m1
Lineage: Eukaryota; Fungi; Ascomycota; Leotiomycetes; Helotiales; Drepanopezizaceae
Source: RefSeq, a predicted model, not a curated record